Messenger RNA from Chanos chanos (milkfish), 5720 nucleotides. RefSeq names its product lysine demethylase 5C (gene kdm5c). Gene Ontology annotation, cellular component: chromatin; nucleus. Gene Ontology annotation, molecular function: histone H3K4me/H3K4me2/H3K4me3 demethylase activity; DNA binding. Bases 333 to 4913 code for a protein of 1526 amino acids. The transcript has 29 exons. The record is from RefSeq and is a predicted model, not a curated record. Gene Ontology annotation, biological process: regulation of DNA-templated transcription; chromatin remodeling. NCBI's taxonomy places the organism in Eukaryota, Metazoa, Chordata, Actinopteri, Gonorynchiformes, Chanidae.
ACGCCGACGAAAUAUCCUAAUGUAAAUUUACGAAUGAAACAGAACUUCCGAUGUGUUAACGGACUCUUUACGGGUAAUAACAAGAAAAAGGAGUAACUCAUCGAAUAACCCACACUGUUUCCCAGGCUUUCAAGGCUAGAAGUGCUGGGAUGGGCUGAAAAGAAGAGGCCGCAGAGCCGCAGCCACCCAGAGAGUGACCCAGUACCGAACAAUAGACCCUGACUGUGAUCACCCAAGACAUUGACACUGCUCGGACAUAUUUGCAAUAGACCGGAUCAAUAUACACGCAAGAGCGAGAGUCAGAGCGUUUGAAGAAAUACGUUUACGAGGCAAUGGAGCCGGAGGAGUUUGUGCCACCACCUGAGUGUCCAGUGUUUGAACCAACAUGGGAGGAGUUUGCAGAUCCUCUGGGAUAUAUCGCCAAGAUCCGUCCAAUCGCAGAGAAGUCCGGAAUAUGCAAGAUUCGGCCUCCUCCUGAUUGGCAGCCACCUUUUGCUGUGGAGGUGGACAAUUUUCGCUUUACGCCACGUAUUCAGAGACUUAAUGAACUGGAGGCCGAAACGCGAGUGAAGCUGAAUUAUCUGGACAGGAUUGCCAAGUUCUGGGAGAUCCAGGGCUCCUCCCUCAAAAUUCCAAAUAUAGAGAGGCGUAUGCUUGACCUCUUCAGUUUAUCUAAGAUUGUCACAGAAGAAGGUGGAUUUGAGACAGUCAGUAAGGAACGGCGAUGGGCGCGAGUGGCACAGAAAUUGGGCUACCCCCCAGGGAAGAACAUCGGCUCCCUCCUGAGAUCUCACUACGAGAGAAUCGUUUACCCCUUCGAGAUGUUUCAGUCUGGUGCCAGCUUACCGCCAUGCAAACCAAGGCCAUACGAGAGCGAGGAGGUGGACAGGGAGUACAAGCCCCACUCCAUCCCUCUCCGUCAGUCCGUUCAGCCGUCAAAGAUGAGCAGUUACGGACGGCGAGCCAAUCGGCUUCAACCUGAGCCUGAGCCCACAGAGGAGGAUAUUGAGAAGAAUCCAGAGCUGAAAAAGCUUCAGAUUUACGGAGCAGGACCCAAGAUGAUGGGUCUUGGGCUGGUACCCAGAGACAAAGCCAGGAAGAAAGACGAGCUUCCACAAACGGUGAUUGUUCGAGACGGCACCUCAGUCAAGGACGAGCCCAGCGAGUCACGAGUAACAGAAAACAACUCUGACAUCCCCACGCCUCCCCCUAACCUCAUAGUAAAGGAGGAGGUGAAGAAGGAGGAGGGUCAGGACAGAGGUCGCGGGGAAGACGCGGAUGACCCGGACAGAGACGAGCCUUGCACAAAAAUGACCAUGAGGUUGAGACGCAACCUCAACAAUCCUCAGUUUGUGGACUCGUUUGUUUGCCGGAUGUGUGGGCGCGGCGACGAGGACGAGAAGCUGCUGCUGUGUGACGGAUGCGAUGACAACUACCACACCUUUUGUCUCAUCCCCCCCCUCACCGACCCACCCAAAGGCAACUGGCGAUGCCCCAAAUGUGUGGCGGAGGAGUGUAAGAAGCCAGCAGAGGCAUUUGGUUUUGAGCAAGCCACGCGGGAGUACACACUGCAGAGUUUUGGCGAAAUGGCGGACUCUUUUAAAGCCGACUACUUCAACAUGCCCGUUCACAUGGUGCCCACAGAGCUGGUGGAGAAAGAGUUCUGGCGUCUUGUAAGCAGUAUUGAGGAGGAUGUUACAGUUGAAUACGGAGCUGAUAUCCAUUCCAAGGAGUUUGGCAGCGGCUUCCCCGUCAAUAACGGGAAGAGGCACCUGUCAAAAGAGGAGGAGGAGUACGCUCGCAGCGGCUGGAACCUGAACGUGAUGCCCGUGUUAGAGCAGUCAGUAUUAUGCCACAUCAACGCGGACAUCUCUGGCAUGAAAGUGCCCUGGCUCUACGUGGGCAUGGUCUUCUCCGCUUUCUGCUGGCACAUUGAGGACCAUUGGAGCUACUCCAUCAACUACCUCCACUGGGGUGAGCCGAAGACGUGGUACGGGGUGCCGUCGUCAGCGGCCGAGCAUCUGGAGGAGGUGAUGAAAAAACUCACUCCUGAACUGUUUGAGUUCCAGCCAGACCUGCUUCACCAGCUCGUCACCAUAAUGAAUCCCAACAUCCUCAUGGCUCACGGAGUCCCGGUGGUACGAACCAAUCAGUGCGCUGGAGAGUUUGUCAUCACUUUCCCACGGGCCUAUCACAGCGGCUUCAAUCAGGGAUACAACUUUGCUGAAGCCGUCAACUUCUGCACUGCGGACUGGUUACCCACGGGUCGUUCCUGCAUAGAGCAUUACCGCCGGCUCCGUCGAUACUGCGUCUUCUCGCACGAGGAGCUCACCUGUAAGAUGGCCGCCUGCCCAGAGAAGCUGGACCUCAACCUGGCGGCCGCGACCCACCGCGAGAUGUUCAUCAUCGUUCAGGAGGAGAGGAAGCUACGCAAGGGACUGCUAGAGAGAGGUAUCACGGAGGCCGAGAGGGAGGCCUUCGAGCUGCUCCCCGACGACGAGAGACAGUGCGAUAAAUGCAAGACCACGUGUUUCCUGUCCGCCCUGGCCUGCUCCAACUGCACAGAACGACUCGUGUGUCUCUACCACACCCAGGACCUGUGUAGCUGCCCCACAGAGAAACUCUACCUCAGGUACCGGUAUACUCUCGACGAACUGUUAGCAAUGCUUCAUCGACUCAAGGUGCGGGCGGAGUCCUUUGACUCGUGGGCCAGUAGAGUGAAGGAGGCUUUGGAGCAAGAGGAAGGCAGCAAAAUAGGUAUUAAGGAUUUGGUGGCGUUGAAGGAGGAGGCUGCAGAGAGGAAGUUUCCGGAUAACGAGCUGCUCCAGCGCCUCAACACUGUACUCAAAGACAUUCAGCAGUGUCAGACAACCAGCGCAGAGCUCCUCAGCAGAACACAGAGCAGAUUGUCUGUUCUCAGGAGAAUGACACUCGAGGAACUCAGGACUCUUGUGGAGAAAAUGCAGAACCUGCCCUGUAUUAUGGACCAGCUAGAAGAAGUGCAAACGGUGUUACAAAAAGUGGAGGAGUUCCAGAAUCGUGCUCAGGCACUGGUGAGUGGAAGCGGAGAGGAGUGGAAGCAGGACACGCCUCCCACGGCAGAGGAGGUGCAGGCCCUGCUGGGGGAGGGCGCGGAGCUGCCCGCGGAGGCCCCGGCGUGUGAGCUGCUGCGGGGGUUGCAGGAGCAAGGGCGCUGGCUGGGCGAGGUGAGGCGGACGCUGGGUCCGCAGGGCGGGGAGGUCACGCUCGGAGUGCUCAGGAACCUGAUGGAGGCCGGAUGCAACGUGCCCCAGAGCGUCUCCGUGGAAACGGCCAUGGCCGAACUCCAGGAGCUGCUCACCAUUGCCGAGCGCUGGGAAGAGAAAGCCCAGAUCUGUCUGGAGCACAGGCAAAAGCAUCCUCUCUCCACACUGGAGGCCAUAGUUAAUGAAGCUCAGCUGAUCCCAGUACAGCUGCCAAACAUUCUGUCCCUUCAGGGCUGCCUGAGCCAAGCACGGGCCUGGGUCACCGACCUGGAGGAAAUACAGAAUGGAGAACACUACCCCUGUCUGGAUGACCUGGAGGGUCUGGUGGCCAUCGGCAGGGACCUGCCCGUGCUCAUGGAGGAGCUGAGGCAGCUGGAGCUGCAGGUGGCCAGCGCUCACUCCUGGAGGGACAAAGCCAGCAAGACCUUUCUGAAGAAGAGCAGUCAGCACAGUCUACUGGAGGUUUUGUGCCCCUGUGUGGAGAAGAGGAAGAAGAGAGAGGAGGAGUCGCUCAGCGCGGACGGAGACUCUGACGACGUUAACGUGCUGGGCCUCACCGCACAGGACCUCAGAGACCCCGGAGCCAUUGUCAUGGCCUUUAAGGAGGGUGAGCGGCAGGAGAAAGAAGCAUUACUCAGGUUGCGACAGGUCAACUUGGCCAAGCCCGGCGCGGACUCCUCACGGACCUCUGGCCGGUCGGCGUGCGUGUGCGGCGAGCCGCCCCGCCCCUUGCUGCACCGCUGCCACCUUUGCAGGGACUGGUUUCACGGGGGCUGCGUGCCCUUCCCCUCACUGCUGUCUUCUGAAGCCCCGUUAGCCAACCCGCUGUGCUGGUGGGACUGGGACACGCGCUUUCUGUGCCCGCGGUGCCAGCGCUCGCGGCGGCCGCGCCUGGAGACCAUACUGGCCCUGCUGGUAGCGCUCCAGAAACUCCCGGUGCGGCUCCCCGAGGGCGAGGCCUUGCAGUGCCUCACGGAGCGGGCCAUUAACUGGCAAGGCCGCGCCAAGCAGGCGCUGGACACGCCCGAGCUACGGGCAGCAAUACAGAGACUGCAGGAACUGAGAGAGGAGGUGCAGCAUAAGAAGGAGAAGGAGAAAGAGGAGGAGAACGUGAAGGAGAAGAAAGGGAACCGAGACGGAGUGAUAGUGGUGUCCGACUCGGAGGAAGCCGACGGAGGAGAGGAUGGCGUGAUUGACUUGACGGAGGACUCUCCGAAAAAGGCCAGUAAAAGCCCAGAGAGAAAGUCUGGCUGUGAGAACGGCAUCGACAAGCCAAGUACUCCAAAAGUUACAGGUGUGGAGUCCUUGCUGCCCUUGGUGCCGUUUCUCAAGGGCCCGGUGAUUGAGCUGUCUCAAAGCACCAGGGCUGAGCUGGAGGAUCUCCAGCUGGAGGGAGACCUGCUGGAGGUCAGCCUGGACCAGACGCAGACCAUCUACAGAGUCCUUCAGGCUGCCUCCCAACCACCCAGACAAGCUCUGCACACACUCAUACUGAUUGAGCUGCAGGAGCAGCGGAGUUCCAGCCGCAGCGGCAGGACGAAGGACGCCAAGAGGAAGAGGAAGAGCCAAAAGGCAGAGGGUGGCUCCAAGUCCCAGGAGGCCUCAGAGUCCAAAAAAACAAGGCCCCUUAAUAACACCCCCGUUCAGAUUCACCCGAAGGUGCUGUGAGGAGUGCAGUGGAUGGACAUGAGAAGACGCGGAGGGUAAUGCUGUGCUGAAUAGCUGUGUUCUGGGCCAGAGAACCACAAACACACCAGAGGAGAGAUGGUGGAAAGAUGCAGGGCACACCCUCAUUCACUUUUGAAACAAACUCCCAUGAUGCUCAACACAUACAUAUGCACACCAACACACCCAUCUAUAAAUAAACAAACACAUACACACACAUAAAGACAUAUUCCCUCUUUCAUAAAGUGUGCUCUUUCUGUCUCUCUUUCUAAGCUCUUACAUCAACACUCCUCUCUCAUCCAUCCUCGCCCUCCAGCCCUACCAUUACACUCCUUCACUCUUCUCUUUUCUCUCGCUUUUCUUAAAUCCUCCACGGCGCUCGUCACGUGCGGCCGACCGACCUCUGUCUGUUCGAGGGGCCGGUCGUUCCUCCGGUUUUUCGCGGGGGACAGAAGGCGGACUGUCUCCCCGCGGUCGGUCAGGUCUGUACCGCAGAGCUCAAAGCCUUGAUGUAAAAAAACAAAAACAAAAAAAAGGCAAGGUCAGUUUCCUGUAGAAUAGGUCUCCAGGUUAACUCCACACUCACUCACCCCACCUACCUUCGCUCACCGUCGGAGGACAAGAUAAUACACCAGGGGCAUGGCCGAAGCGCCACCUUUAUACUUGUAUUUUUUUGUAUCGAGUCUCGUGUUUGUUGAGGCUAUCAAAGGGGACUCGCGUUUUGAAUAAACUAGUAGAAUAUUUUGGGAAAUGUGAAAAAAAUAAAAUAAAAUAAAAAAUAAAACAGGCAUUUAAGUUUUUUGGUGCUAC